Nelumbo nucifera (sacred lotus) is the source of this 3150-nucleotide messenger RNA. RefSeq names its product protein LOW PHOTOSYNTHETIC EFFICIENCY 1, chloroplastic. NCBI's taxonomy places the organism in Eukaryota, Viridiplantae, Streptophyta, Magnoliopsida, Proteales, Nelumbonaceae. Gene Ontology annotation, molecular function: protein binding. The record is from RefSeq and is a predicted model, not a curated record.
AGCUAACGAGUAACGAUGAGCUAGCCGUUCUGUUCCAAAUUGAAUGGCUGUGAGUAGAGAGGAACAGUUAAGGAAGAGAAACCCUCUUCAACCCACCCCACAUAUCAACCGAAUCUCAUCCAGAAGGGAAAAUUUCACUACUGUCUCUUCCUCUUUCUUCAAGGUAUGAACCCUUCCCUCCUUGUGCAUCACUGAAUAUUCAUUAGUGACAGAGCCUAAGAUUCAUACCGGAAAAGAUGGGUAUUUUGUUCUGUUUCUUACGACAGAAAUUAGUGGCAAAUGAAUUUUGAGAGCAAACAGUUUAUACACAUAUACUGAAUGGGAUAUUUCGUUGUGGGUUUCUGCUUUUACUUAUAAAUUUACGCUUAAGAUGCAAGCUUUAAGCGUCUGGCCCUUAAAAAGGGACUUUUUUACAGUUCCAUAUUUGGGAUUUGAUGUCAAUUCUUCUUGUAUUUCAACAAUAAGGAGAGGGAAAAAGAAAAUAUGUGCUAUUGAUGGUUGUAUAUAUCAGGGCAGAAGUUCUCAUCUUUUGCUAGUUUCUAGAACUUCAGCGGAAUUUAGGACUGGUGCUUGUUGUUGGAAUCCAAAUUUUACUCCUCAGUAUGGGAUUUUUUUCAGUCUCUCCAAACAGAAAUUUGUUCUCUUUUGUGAAUCAAAGAGAAAUUUGUUUGGUGCUUCUUUUGCACUGGCUUGGGCAUUGGAGCAACGAGCAAUUGGCAACGAAUUCGCUACAGAAGCUUCAAAUCCGCCAGAUAAAUUAUCAAAAGAUGGAGAAUGCCAUCUUAGUUUUGACGAGGAAGUGAAUGAGACAAUUCUUUCUGAAGGAGGAGGACCAGGGGGAGAAGCUAGUGAAAAUGAAAAAGUAGUUGAAGAUAAUAAUACAAGGAUUGACGUUCGUGCACUUGCAUGGAGCUUACGGCUUGUUAAAACUGUAGGUGAUGUAGAAGAGAUUCUAAAGGAUAUGGGUGAACUGCCCCUUCCUGUCUAUUCCUCCAUAAUAAGAGGUUUUGGAAUAGAGAAGAGACUAGAGUCAGCAAUGGCUCUUGUUGAGUGGCUUAGAACCAAGAAGAAGGAGAUUAAGGAUUUUAGUGGUCCGAACCUUUUCAUAUACAAUAGUCUUCUUGGUGCAGUGAAGCAAUCUGAACAGUUUGGAGAAGCGGAGAGAGUCAUGAAAGAUAUGGCAGAGGAAGGGAUCCUUCCUAAUGUUGUAACUUACAACACUUUAAUGUCUAUUUAUUUGGAACAAGGGCAGUCCAUUAAGGCCCUUGAUCUUCUCAAAGAGAUUCAGGAAAAGGGCCUCUCUCCAUCUCCCAUAUCUUAUUCAACAGCUUUGCUGGCUUACAGAAGAAUGGAAGAUGGAGAUGGAGCUCUAAAGUUCUUUGUUGAACUAAGAGAAAAGUAUCAGAAGGGGGAAAUAGGAAAAGACAAUACUGAUGAAGAUUGGGAAAAUGAAUUUGUCAAGCUGGAAAAGUUUAUAAUUCGUAUUUGUUACCAAGUGAUGCGGCGAUGGCUCGUGAAGGGAGAUCACUUGAAUAGCAGGGUACUGAAGCUUCUUACGGAUAUGGAUAAGGUUGGUCUGAGGCCUGGUCGGGCAGAACAUGAGCGUCUUGUCUGGGCGUGUACUCUAGAAGGGCAUUAUACUGUUGCCAAAGAGUUGUAUAACAGGAUACGAGAAAGGGAAUCUGAUAUUAGCUUAUCUGUCUGCAACCAUAUAAUAUGGUUGAUGGGAAAGGCCAAGAAGUGGUGGGCAGCUCUGGAGAUCUAUGAGGAUUUGCUGGACAAGGGGCCAAAGCCAAAUAACCUAUCAUAUGAGCUGAUUGUAUCUCACUUCAACAUUCUACUCACUGCAGCUAGGAGAAGAGGAAUAUGGAGAUGGGGUGUAAGGUUACUUAACAAAAUGGAAGAUAAAGGCCUGAAACCUGGGAGUAGGGAAUGGAAUGCAGUUCUUGUAGCCUGUUCCAAGGCAUCAGAAACUUCAGCUGCUGUGCAGAUAUUUAGAAGGAUGGUAGAGCAAGGUGAAAAACCAACAAUUCUGUCAUAUGGGGCAUUGCUCAGUGCCCUUGAGAAGGGGAAACUCUAUGAUGAGGCUCUCAGAGUUUGGGAUCAUAUGGUUAAAGUGGGUGUUGAGCCAAACUUGUAUGCCUACACAACUAUGGCCUCUGUUUGCAUUGGACAAGGAAGACCUGAGAGGGUAGAUUCCCUCAUUCGUGAUAUGAUUUCAUCUGGGAUUGAACCCACUGUUGUCACUUAUAAUGCAAUUAUAAGUGGCUGUGCACGGAAUGGUAUAGGCAGCACUGCAUUUGAAUGGUUUCAUCGCAUGAAAGUUCAGAAUAUUUCACCAAAUGAGAUUACAUAUGAAAUGCUUAUUGAGGCUCUUGCAAAAGAUGCCAAACCAAGACUAGCAUAUGAACUGUAUCUAAGGGCUCAAAAGGAGGGUUUACAUCUUUCAUCAAAGGCCUAUGAUGCUGUAAUAGAAUCCUCACGGUAUUAUGGGGCAACUAUAGAUGUAAGUGUUCUAGGACCCCGUCCUCCAGAGAAAAAGAAACCUGUGAAGAUUAGAAAGACUUUGUCAGAGUUCUGUAACUUGGCUGAUCUCCCUAGGAGAGGCAAACCAUUUGACAGAGAGGAACUUCAUGCUCGUCAAACACUGGGAAACCAGUAACUGGUGUGUUGCGAUGCAGUCAAUGCAACGCAAAUUAUAGGAUAUGCGAAUUCUUUGCUUCCAUGUUAGCAGUAAUGGCAUUUUGCCAAGACACUUAGAAGACUGGCAAUAUUUUCCAUGAAGCAAAGGCAGAAAAGAUAUGCAUAGAAAAAUCAUAUUUUUGUGGUUAGAGCUGAAACUGUAAAGAAGAAUUUGUUAUGCAAGGGUAUGGUGUAUAUGGAUGGAUGGUCACUUAACCAGUAUAAUAGCCAUCGGGCAAGCUGACAUCCAAAUUACAGAUCAUGUCACAGAAUCAGGCCAAAUUUUAUGUCUUUGAUAUGAUGUGACAUGUGAGGUGGUGUUACUUGUAUCAUAUACUGUGGCCCUAUCUACUUUUAUCUCACACAGAUUUGGACCAAGUCAUUUUCCAAAUCCAGUUUGAGAUUUGAAAAUUACGAGCUGCAAAUUUUGAAAAUGUUGAUUUUAUAUCAAAACCCAAUUAUUAUUUA